ACCGAAUCAAGAAUAAUCUGAAUAUUGAUCGCGCGUAUCUCCGCGGAGAGUCUUGAAAGUGCCCAGGCGGAUCCUGAUUCAAAGAGAUUCAAGAAAGAUAUGACAAGCACAUCAAUUUGAUCUUGCCUAAACACAUCUAGCUUUGUAAUAUCUCCCCUCCCCACCUCCAUCCGUGGUCUGCUUCCUUAUUCAACGCGAGGCUCAUUUCACCAUGGCGGACGCAAUUCCAGCGCCAUCUACGGGCAAGACGGCCAUCAUCUUCGGAGCGACAGGAGCUGUGGGGACACCUUUGCUCGAGACGUUGCUGCAGUCCCCCACCUUUGACAAGAUCCACUCCUUUCAGCGUCGCGCUACCGAUGGACCUCCCAAUCCCAAGCUCAUCACUCACACCGUCGACUUUGACAAGCUGGUGGCAAAGGAUGAAGAAGAGGUGAAGCGAGUCAAGGAGAUUGCGGCAGAUGCAGUCUUCAUCACCCUCGGAACGACACGCGGAGCUGCAGGAUCUGCUCAGGCUUUCGAGAAGAUUGACAAGGACUACGUCUUGGCUGCUGCUCGCGCUGCUGCCAGUCCCGAAAAAGCUUCCAGCAACAAGGUGGUGUACUGCUCCUCUCAAAUGGCCAAUUCGGGUAGCAGAUUCUUGUACACUCGCUCCAAAGGAGAGACGGAAGAGGGACUCGCCAGCGCUGGGUAUUCCGAGACGAUCUUGUUCAGACCUGGCUUCCUCGCACAAGCUCAGAGGCCCAAGACGAGACCUCUGGAAGUUGUAUACGGUGCUCUUACUGGAAAGGUGCUCUCCCGCUUCAGUGACGGGGCCGAGAUCCCGGUGCCUAUCCUAGCGCGAGCGAUGCGCUUCGCGGGUGAAGCAGGAAGCUCAGAUCUUACUGCCAAAGGGGUCGGAAGCCCACCCGUGGAGGCCUUCAAGCGGCCUGCUGGCUCAGCUGUCACGGUGCUGACGAACGGCGAAGCUUUGCGCCUCGGAAAGUCCUUGCUGUAGAGGAUGGGACUAGACACUGCAGCCAAAGGCAACAUCUCGUGAUACCCAGACACAUGGUCACGCCGGUGCCCGUUCCAGCUGUGUUCAGCAGUGCAGUGAUCUCCGAUACCACAAUGCGACAAUUCAGGAGCCAAAGCGAUCAUCCGAUCGAGCUGUGUCUCAAGCCAGCCGAUACUCAACAUGUGAUUCACAUACCCUUGCAGACUGCGAGCGAGCAAUCUAGCGCCCAUGAUCCAUUCACUCUAGUGGUGCCAGACGUGAUGCAGAUCUGGUGCAAGGACAUCGAUUGCAGUCUUGUUACUGAAUGCGAAUGAUGGUCGCCCGGAGAAGCGUGACAGAUUGUGGGACGCGACAGUAGAGGGAGGGAGAUGACCAAGACGGAUGGCGAGGUGCGCGAUACUAAGUCGAGCGACGUCACGCGGGGUGAAAGGGCUUUUUGGUAAAAGCAAAUGAAUGAAGAGGAGGA
Molecule: messenger RNA, 1460 nt
Organism: Ceraceosorus guamensis
Lineage: Eukaryota; Fungi; Basidiomycota; Exobasidiomycetes; Ceraceosorales; Ceraceosoraceae
Exons: 4
Coding region: 212-994 (260 amino acids)
Biological process (GO): import into nucleus
Cellular component (GO): cytoplasm
Source: RefSeq, a predicted model, not a curated record